GAUAACUCCAUAACCCAACCACCUCCUCUCUCUCUCUCUCUCUCUCUCUCUCUCUCUUCGAUCUUUUUACCCAAUCUUCCUUUCGCUCUCUCUCUAUAAAUCUCUCUUAAUCUCGCACGUUUUGUCGAUUCUCCAACGAGCGAGGGUUUUUCUAGGGUUUCCAAACACACCUUACCCUCUCUAUCCAAUUGCGAUUUUGUUUUCUUUGCCUCGAAGAGCCACGUUUUGUGUUCGACUCUUUCUCUUUGGUACCGUUAAUCCAGGGUUCCAAUUUUGAAAAAAAGUUACUCUAGGGUUUAUUAAUUCGUUUGGCCUCUUUACGUUUGGUGUUCCAUCCGGGGUUUAGCGGGUAUAUUAGGUUAUUGAUUUCAUUCUUUCCGCUUGUGUUUCGUGGCAUUCGUUUUGAAUGUUGUCGAUCUGGAUCAAUUGCUGAAUUCAUCUUAACGUCGCUUGCGGUUAAUACGUGAAUGGUUAGAUUUGUUUUGCAAUCGAUUUUGAAACUCGAUUCGUAGAUUACAUGUUAAUUGGUUAGAUAUCUGAUAUAACCUACAUCUGACAAUUCUGAAUCGGAAACAUUUGAGUUUGUUUGAUACAUUCAUACUUCUCAAGAUUCUUACCUGGCAUCUCUAUCUGAAUAUGAGUUUUGAAUAAGUUUGCAAGUUAUGGGUAUUUAUGAACAUCGGGAGUUGAUGCUUUCAGCUCUUGGGGAUUGAGUUUUAUGGCACCUACUUUUCCUGUAGAGUUUGCUGGACAAAGAGUUUCAAAGAAGUUAUCAUCACAAAACAAUUUCACUCAAAUGAUGGGUAAAAUAAGGAAAGUUUCUAAAGGCUACUCACAUGGGUUUGUACCAGACUACCGCCAUGCGGUUGACACCAUGGCCAACUCUGAAGGAUUUGGUAGCUCAGGGCGUCUUGACACUGAAAUGACCGCUUCAGAAGAUUCUUGUGCGCCAAACAGGAAGUCUCUUAACUUGAAUCCUGAUUCUUCCCAACACUUUGGUGUUCCAAUUCAAGUGUUGUCUUUAUCAAAGCUGUCAAGUGUUGAGAGGAAAGAAUUAGGAUUGAGAUUGAAACAUGAGCUUGAACAAGUUAGAACAUUACAGAAAAACAUUGGAAUGGUGAGCGCAAACUCAAAUGCAGGGGUUUUGUCACCAUCUGAUGUUCAUAGUUGUAGUGCUGGACAAAGGAGACCCAUUCCUGAAUACUCUAGAUCUAUGUCCCUACCAAUGCCCAAGAGAAAAGGUCCACCUGGCCGGAGUGGUGGGUCCCGGUCAAAGAAGAGUGGGUCAGCCCGUGUGGAAUCUACAAAGAAAGCAUUACCUCCAACUUCUGGGACUGGGAAUGCCAUGUUGAUGAAGCAAUGUGAGGCACUAUUGACUCGGUUGAUGGGGCAUAGUUUUGGUUGGGUGUUUAAUACUCCUGUUGAUGUAGUAGCUCUAAAGAUUCCAGACUAUUACACUGUUAUUCAGCAUCCAAUGGAUUUGGGGACAGUGAAAACAAAGUUAAUGUCGGGCAGAUAUAUGGAUCCAUGGGCUUUUGCAGGUGAUGUUAGGCUGACUUUUUCAAAUGCAAUGACAUACAAUCCACGUGGGAAUGAUGUGCAUAUUAUGGCUGAAACAUUGAGCAAGUAUUUUGAAGUCAGAUGGAAACCAAUCGAGAAGAAGCUGUCAGUUGCCACAGAGGCAGUGGUUCCUAUGAGACAGAAUGUUGUAGAAACUGAAACUGAAACUGAAACUCCCAUUUCCAUGCCCCCCUACAAGAAAAAGAAGACGACAUCUUUUGGUAAUGAAACAAAGCAAGAAGCUGUUAAGAGGACAAUGUCAGAUGCUGAAAAGCGUAAACUUAGCCUUGAAUUGGAGUCUUCAAUAACGGAUUUACCUGAAAGAAUUAUUGAUUUCCUUAAAGAGAACAGUUCACAUGGGAAUGCAACAGUGGAGGAUGAGAUUGAGAUUGAUAUUGAUACCCUUAGUGAUGAUACUCUGUUCAAAUUGAGGAAGCUUUUGGAUGACCAUUUCGUGGAGAAACAGAAAAACAUGGUUUUGUUUUUAGAAAGAGAGAAACAGAAAAACAUGGUUAAAGAUGAAACUUGUGAAAUUGAGCUUCACAAUGAGUCAGGGUUCAGCAACUCAUCUAUGCAAGGAUGCAAAGUUUCAGCUAAUGAAGGUAAUGAAGAGGAUGUGGACAUUGGUGGAGAUGAGAUACCUAUUUCAAGCUUCCCUCCAGUAGAGAUAGAGAGAGACACAGUUGUGAGGAACAGCAAAAGCAGUAGUUCAAGUAGCUCCAGUAGUGGUUCCGGAUCCGCAUCUAGUGAAUCAGAUUCAGGGAGUUCUUCAGGCAGCGAAUCAGAUGAUGCAAAGGCUCCAACCAUUGUCAACAAUGCUAAGGACACAAUGACAAUGGGCAGUGAAGUUAAUAAUACGGAGCAAAUACCUGUUCCUGAUGAUGCAAAAGAUUGUGUAAAUGGGGAGCAAAAGUGUGAUGCAGGUGAAAGUGAAGGGCGUCAAGAGGGGGAGACCGUUUUGCUGACACCAUACUCAAGGGCCCAAGAAAAAACCACCGGAAAGGUUGAGGAGCAGGACAGGGAGAGGUUGAGGCUUGAGAAGGAGGAAGUAGAAAAGAGAAGAAAACAAGAAAAAGCUCGAUUGGAAGCAGAAGCAAAGGCUGCAGAGGAGGCGCAGAGAAAUGCUGAAUUAGAAGCUGCAGCUGAAGCCAAAAGGAAGAGGGAACUUGAAAGGGAAGCAGCACGUCAGGCCAUACAGAAGAUGGAAAAGAUGGUUGAUAUAAAUGACAAUUCUGGGUUUCUGGAUGAUUUGGAAAUGCUAAGCGUAGCACCUGCACAGCCUUUAGAAAGCUUGAUAGACGAAACUAGUGCAGACUGUGGUCUUGGUCUGGUGGACCCGAGCCCUCUUCCUUUAGGUUUAGGAGGAGGAGGAGGGAGUGGCAGUGCCUUCAGCUUUGAUGGAAAACGUAAUCCAUUAGAGCAGCUUGGUUUAUACAUGAAAGAUGAUGAUGAAGAUGAAGAGGAAGAUGAUCCAGAGGAAGGAGAGAUCGACUGACUCAACACUUUCUUCAUUCAUACAGCCAGAGGAUAAGAUAGAUUUUUUUUUUCAAAGUCAAAGUCAAAGAGGAUGGAUGUGAGUUUUUAUUUUGGCCAUGGAAACAAGCAAAGUGCAUAUAUAUAAUGAUAACGGAUUGCAGAUGGAAUGGAAACCACUGAUUGUAUUUCUUUUGGCGUUGGUUUAUUGUGUAUGGACGGAAUUCUUUCUUUGUAGCAACUACUGGGUAUGUUCACUUGCAACAAAUGCAAGUUUUUUUUUUUACUGUGCUCUCUGAGUUUUAUGGGAGGGAAAAGAAAAUUUACUCGGUAUAAAUUUUUAUGAAAUAGCAACCUUAUGUUUU
Lactuca saligna is the source of this 3398-nucleotide messenger RNA. Lineage: Eukaryota; Viridiplantae; Streptophyta; Magnoliopsida; Asterales; Asteraceae. The record is from the annotation of a GenBank genome assembly.